This is a messenger RNA of Lolium perenne, 1545 nucleotides long. Its product is annotated as trehalose 6-phosphate phosphatase RA3. Gene Ontology annotation, biological process: trehalose biosynthetic process. Gene Ontology annotation, molecular function: trehalose-phosphatase activity. The record is from RefSeq and is a predicted model, not a curated record. NCBI's taxonomy places the organism in Eukaryota, Viridiplantae, Streptophyta, Magnoliopsida, Poales, Poaceae.
CCUUCUUCUUCCUCCACACUCCCCAAACCAUCGCCAUCGGAGCGUCCCCCUCCCCCUCUUUCUUUGCUCCCCGUUGGAAACCACGCAUCUUUUCCUCCCGCCGCUCUUCCGUGCCAUGACGAACCACGCCGCCUUCGCUGCCGAGGACGCGGUCACCGCCGUGCCGCCGCCGGCGCAGGCGGGUCGCCAUUUCUCGUCGUUUCCGCCGCGGAGGGCGCGCGACUGCAGGAAGGCUACCCUGGGCCGCAUGGACCUGGCCGCCUCCGGGGUGCUCAGGGGCGGGUCGCUGCUGGACUCCAUGAAGGCCUCCUCGCCGCGCCAUGCCAAGUUCGCCGCCGGCGCCGACCACGAGGACUGGAUGGAGAAGCACCCGUCGGCACUAGAGUGGAUCGAGGCCGUGGUGGCGGCGGCCAAGGGGAAGCAGAUCGUGAUGUUCCUGGACUACGACGGCACCCUGUCGCCGAUCGUCGAGGACCCAGACAGCGCCGUCAUGACCGAAGAGAUGAGAGACGCGGUGAGGAGCGUGGCCCAGCAUUUCCCGACAGCCAUCGUGAGUGGGAGAUCCAGAGACAAGGUGCUCAACUUUGUGAAGCUAGAGGAGCUGUACUACGCCGGGAGCCAUGGCAUGGACAUCAAGGGCCCCACCACAGUGUCCAACCACAAGGCAAAGGUCAGUUUGGCUGACGAAGUUCUGUGCCAGCCGGCGACUGAGUUCCUGCCUAUCAUUCAGGAGGUGUAUGAGACGCUGACCGCCAAGAUGGAGGCCAUCCCAGGCGCCAUGGUGGAGAACAACAAGUUCUGCCUCUCUGUGCACUUCCGCUGUGUUGACGAGGAGGAAUGGGAUGCUCUAGGCAAGGAAGUGAGAGCGGUGCUCGAGGGCUACCCAGAUCUCCGCCUCACCAAGGGGAGAAAGGUCCUGGAGAUCCGUCCCUCCAUCAAGUGGGACAAGGGCAAUGCCCUUGAGUUCUUGCUUGAGUCUCUCGGCUAUGCAGGACGUGGUGAUGUUUUCCCGAUUUACAUCGGAGAUGAUCGCACUGACGAGGACGCAUUCAAGGUGCUGCGCAACAUGGGGCAGGGCAUCGGGAUCCUUGUGACCAAGUUUGCAAAGGAGACCACCGCAUCCUACUCUCUGCGAGAGCCUGCAGAGGUGAAAGACUUCCUGGGUAAGCUGGUGAUGAGCACCGGGACAAAGGGCUAGUACCUAAUUCAUCAUCAACCAUCUGAUAGCUCGAAAUGGAGAGCAAGCUAUAUAAUUAAGCUAGAUUAAGUCUUGUUUCCUUGUUGGACUUUGCGUUUUUGCUGUUGUGUUAACUAGUAGUAGAAGAAUGCAUGUGUGUGUGUGUGUGUGUGUGUGUGUGUGUGUGUGUGUGUGUGUGUGUGUGUUGGGAUCGACCACGAUCCAGAUCGAUCGAGCGCGGUGACCCCUAGGCCUUGGCUCUGAAGGUUUCUAUUACUGUAUCCUUCUGGCGAGGUUCUUGUAAUUAUCCUUUCCUAGCUAUGACAGAAAUGGGAGUGACAAAGUAGCCCCCAUUUUUCUCACUUAAA